AUGGACUCAUCCGAGUCCCAUCGCCGCCGCAAGAAAGAAAGAGAUCCCGAACGCGACCGCGAACGCACCAGCCCCAAGACCAAGGACCGCGAGCGAGAGCGGGACCGAGACAAGGACCGCGAGCGCCACAGCCACCGGAGCAGCAGGUCCCACAAGUCGCGCUCCUCGCUCCAGGACGACGACGCCGACCCGGAACGGCCCCAGCGCCCGUCGAGAGAGCGCGCCGGCACCUCGUCGUCGUCGCACACGUCGCGCUCGCUCCGCAUGGCCGUCGUGCCCGAGAUGGAGCGCCGCAGCUCCCUGGGCUCCGCCAACGCCUCGCGCUCCAGCCUGUCGUACCCCACCCUGUCCAAGACGCACGCCAAGGAGAACAUCUACUCACGCGAAGAGGCCGAGAGGAGGAGGGCUGACGACGCCGCCGUCGACCAUCUGUCCGACGACGACAGGCCGAGCCCGCCGCGGCCCACACGUGCUGCUCCGCCCCCACCUACAUAUGCUCCCCCUCUGCCGCCACGCUCGCCCAGCCCCCCGUCCAACGCCCCCACGGCCGCAGACCUGAGGAAGGCGGCCGUGCACAGGGAGAUGGAGGCCGGCAGGCGCAGUGUGGACAGCGGCACCCGUAUGACGUCCCAGUCCGUCUCGCGGGGGCCGUCUCGCUCGAGCAUUAGAGAAGACGCCCUCUACGACAGCACCGAGCUGACGUCGACGACGGGAUCCCAGCCCAGCACCGUCCGCGCACCCUCGCCCAAGCGAGCGACUGCCAGGACCAAAACAUCGAGCCCGUCAAAUGCCAACCCGUCCGCAAAGAGGUCGGCGACGAUCAAGGUCAGAAUGCGGCCAGCAGCGUCUGAAGUGACGCUGGAAUCAGAAGCCACCUCUGUCCAGCACCAUGAAUCAUCCCCCACCAACUCCGAGAUAUCCCCCUCGUCUGUCGUCGAUUCCUCCCCUCGCACACCCACCCAGCAUUCGGUACUCCCGUCUGUCAUGUCUGCCGCAAAGGAAAGACCAGGCACAGUCGAGUUCAUCGUAGACCCUACAUCGCGGGCGCAGUCGGUGAACCCAAGAUACUCUUCCGACUCUCACAUGCCCCCGCCGCCCCCACCGCCUCCGCCGCCGCCUCCUGCCAUGAUGGAUGCACCCCGCGUAGACUACCUGCUCCAAAACGGAGGUCUGCCUCGCGCAGUUCCGCGUAGUCUAUUGGCAGCUGUCGAGGGAUCCCCGGUUACAGCGUAUUCACACUACACUUCGCCUCGCGUCUCAGGAGCCCAAGGCCACGAUGUCCGCUCCAUAUACAGACCGCUGCAAAACGUGUUGAACAGCUACAACGCCGUCAUGGACUCGAGUGGCUCUCUCGCCGUCGCUACGGGCUACAGAUCGGUUGCACGUCGUCUUCUCGAUCGUCUUGAGAAUGUGUUUGCUCGUAACAUCUCCUCUGAGCAUUGCCAGUGUAUGAUGUGUUUCGACCAGCCACUCCCCGAAGAGGACGAGGGUGUCAACUGGGGCGAGAUCCUGGAGCUUGUCUCCGGACGAUGCGAACUCCCCGCAUGGCCCCCAUACGACGACCUCUCCUCUGGACUGGGUAUCUCGAGGCUCGAGGAUCCCUGCCAGCGCAUCGACAUCGACGUCCCCGAGCAGUACCGCGAGCACUACGAGAAGCAGUCCAAGAAGACAAAGGUCGCAGUCCAAUCGUGGCUGUCGGACCAACAAGACAACCUCCCAGAAGACGCUGACGACGAGACACUCACCUUCAUCAUGCUCACCCGCUUGGAACAGCCGCAGCGUCCGCUCUACUACGCCCUCCUCUGGGGCUUGGACAAGCUCCCUACCCCGCGCACACAGAAACCCGAAUCCGGCACGCCCCCCUACCUAAACCGAGCCGGCCUAGCCCUCCAGCGUCUCUACCGCCUGCACACCCCCCCACGCGACCAACUCACAGUCAUGUACCUAAUCCGCCACACAGACAUGCACAACAUGCUCGCCACCCUCGCCGCCGUCACGCGCCACGAGUGGGAAAUCCUCGUCUCAGGCCGCUUCGACGGCUUCCUCUGGUCCGGCGCAGAAGACUCCCCCGGCACGGGCUCCGGAAACACACCCCCCCGCAGCUCCUCCCGCGCAGGCCAAAUCCCCCCCUCAGACGGGCCCCAGCGCUUCACCUCUCCCAGCCCUUACUCCCGCCCGGGCUCCACACGCCCCGGAUCAACCCGCCCAGGCCCCGCCCCCGUGCAAAUGGACGAGGAGACCGAAAUCGCCGUCCUCGCGGAAAUCGAGCGCGAAAUUUACCUCGGCAUGGAGGCCAUGGAGGAUGCAUUCGAGCACCUGCACAACCAAGCUGAGCUCGUGCGGCGUCGCGCGUCGGGGCAGUGA
Molecule: messenger RNA, 2364 nt
Organism: Dothidotthia symphoricarpi CBS 119687
Lineage: Eukaryota; Fungi; Ascomycota; Dothideomycetes; Pleosporales; Dothidotthiaceae
Exons: 2
Coding region: 1-2364 (787 amino acids)
Cellular component (GO): nucleus
Molecular function (GO): DNA binding
Source: RefSeq, a predicted model, not a curated record